Messenger RNA from Triticum dicoccoides, 648 nucleotides. Its product is annotated as FCS-Like Zinc finger 2-like. The transcript has a single exon. The record is from RefSeq and is a predicted model, not a curated record. The coding region runs from base 117 to 407 and encodes 96 amino acids. Lineage: Eukaryota; Viridiplantae; Streptophyta; Magnoliopsida; Poales; Poaceae.
CGCUCUCUCGCUCUCCUCUCCCCGCACCAAGAGCAGCAAGAGGCAAGCGCACCCCAAAGCUAAGCUCUGCUCAGCAAUUUUCUCCAAAGUCACCUACACACAAAUACCAAUAUACCAUGGCGCCAUCAGUGGCCUGCUCCUUCUUCUUCGACGCCGAGCUGCACGGUGAGCCCGACAUGCCGUCGAUGGACGCGUGCGCGCUCUGUGCCAAGCCGCUGGCGCGCGACAGCGACGUCUUCAUGUACAAAGGGGACACGGCCUACUGCAGCGAGGAGUGCCGCCACGAGCAGAUGCACCUCGACACCGUCUGUGCCAAGCAGGCCGCGCGGAGGCAGCAGCGGUUCUCGGCGGGGACAGAAUCCCACCGUGGGCAGCGGCAGUCCAGCAAGGUGUCCGUCGCGAGCUAAGCGGCCGGCCUGGCCGAGGAAAGUUUUGUUCGAAUAGACAAGAUCGGAAUUCUGAAGAAAACAACAUCCGUGGGCAUCUGAUGUCUCCGUCUCUCCGGCCGGUGCUCUUGCCUGAACCGGAGGAAGCAUCAGGUGGCACGAAGCAUAGGUUGUUAGAAGGGAGAGAGAGGGAUUGUUGCGGAAUAGUUGGAUGUAUUAUUGAGCCUCGAGGGCGAGUAUAUAUUGAGUACAGGAUUUGGAG